AUGGCGCUUCCACCCGAGCAGAUCAACAUUAAGCGGCGUCGAGAGGAAGAACCCGUUGAAACACUCUACAUCCAAUCUGCAUUACACCAGACUAAGCGGCGCUUCACUGACUUUGUCUUCCAACGUGUGACUGUUCGCAGUGAUGGAACUCCUGUUAACGAGGAUAGCGGGCCUCUCCAGCCAACUCCCCAAAGAGUGCUACGCACUCCAAGGUCUGUGAGCAGUCUGCACAUUCCUAACCCUCGUGCAGCGGCGGCACAGGCUGCUUCAUCAUCAGGGGUUCCCCGGGUCCGGGCGACUUCACCUGGUGCAGAGAUUCGCGAAGCCCAGCGUGUUGCGGCUGCUCGCAAGGAUGCCGAGGAAAAGCGAAAGCGUGCUCUGUACGGCCCACUCACCCCGCAACCUGCCUCGCCAUCAUUGACUCCCGUCGGGGAUUUCUCUGAAGCAGGGAAAACCGUCUCUGACUCCGCAUCUGUGGCAUCUGCGGUAUCUGCGGCAUCUUCUCAAAGCCGAGUGCACGCAGUGCGUCGUUUCCAGAUCUCGAGGUCCAGUGCCCCCUCGCCUUUGAGCUCUCUUCGUAGUGGAAUCCAGAAGCGCCGACCUGAUGGGACUGUCCCGGGAGUUGCAGUUCUGGUUGAGCAACUUCAACGCAGACCGCAUUCUCGACAAGCUUCUUUGAUUGACGACCUAGUUGCUCAAGCUGAGAGUAACAGCCGACCAAGCAGCAGACAAAGCAGCAGCUUGGGUACUUCUGUUCAAGUUGCACCUCAGCCGAAGCCCAGGAAGCGCCCAGUUGUCAAUCAAGCAGAGAAGAAAUGGAGAGAGGAACGCCAGGGAACGAUUUCUGCUGCGAAACAGCAUCUUUCUGACACAUUAGAGAAGUCUGCUCAGACACAUCAAAGUACCUGGGAUGAAGAGUCAGAACGUCUGGCAGAGGAGUUUGAACGCAUUGCAUUUGAGAUUGAGCGUGAUAUGGAGCGGGAUGAAAACCAGGAUGAGCGUUUUGCCCCUCCUGCAUCUCGACCUCAAAUACCCAUCAGGUCGCCCCAGCCGUUAAAACACCAGCCGCGACCUCCUAAACAGCCCAGAGUGGUACAGUCCCAGCAACCUGUAGCUGCCGCGCCAGCACAAGAUGCAAUGAAUGUGGCAGACGAUGAUGACAAUGACUACGUUUAUGAUGUUUAUAUUCGUCGUCCGCUAGGUGAAAGCGAUAUGCUUUCUAACCCCUUGGCUGAAGCAGAGUCCGACCAGCUCAAGCGCAUGGAGGCCUCUACUUCAGGCAUUGGUGUCAUCGUUAUCACAGCUGAGGAUGAAGAGUACUGGGAGCAUUUCGUGGAAGACGAUGAAGAGGAAUGGGAUAGCGAGGAUGCUGAUUCUAAUGCUGAGAAUAAUCCGGCCAAUGACUACCCCGAGGAGGAGCUUUCAGCCUCUGACGAAGAGGAUGAUCCUACUGCAAUCUACAGAAAAUACCGUUACCGUGCGGCUUCUGACGAUGAAGAGUUCGAUUUUGAUGCUUCCGGGAGCGAGAGUGGUAACCCAUACGGGUCUAAGUUUACUCAGUGGCGCCAGGGAGGUAAUGAUUAUUCGGACUCAGAGUCUGAUUAA
Messenger RNA from Penicillium malachiteum, 1605 nucleotides. Its product is annotated as Iwr1 domain-containing protein. Gene Ontology annotation, cellular component: cytoplasm. The transcript has 3 exons. Gene Ontology annotation, biological process: protein import into nucleus. Bases 1 to 1605 code for a protein of 534 amino acids. The record is from RefSeq and is a predicted model, not a curated record. NCBI's taxonomy places the organism in Eukaryota, Fungi, Ascomycota, Eurotiomycetes, Eurotiales, Aspergillaceae.